Molecule: messenger RNA, 2871 nt
Organism: Ictalurus furcatus (blue catfish)
Lineage: Eukaryota; Metazoa; Chordata; Actinopteri; Siluriformes; Ictaluridae
Gene: adora2ab
Product: adenosine A2a receptor b
Exons: 3
Coding region: 1610-2863 (417 amino acids)
Biological process (GO): adenylate cyclase-activating G protein-coupled receptor signaling pathway; G protein-coupled adenosine receptor signaling pathway
Cellular component (GO): membrane
Molecular function (GO): G protein-coupled adenosine receptor activity
Source: RefSeq, a predicted model, not a curated record
AAAAAUGAAACUUAAAACAAUUUACACUAACGCUACAAUGCAUUUGGAGAAAUUAAAUAUUAGGCUACAUUAUAAAUGUAGGCUAUGUGAAGAAAAAAUUAUGUUUAAAUCGUGCAAAGUUUUCUUAAACAAGUAAUAACAUUAUGUACAGCUCUAAAAAACUAAACCAAAGCAGCAACUAAAAAAAACUUACCAAAUUAAACAAUAGUUUUGAAAAUUAUGUUUAUAACUACUGGUUAAUGUUUCUUGGCGAAAGUGAUUCAUCAAAACCUUUGCAAACUCAUCCGAAAACGUGUUCAGGUGCGGUUCUGCAUGCUCACAAUACACAUCCCUCCCACUGCUCUCAUUUGAUAUACCGCAGCUCUCAGUAUCGACUCUCUAUCGGUUCAGUAUCGGCUCAUUAUCGAAAGAAUGAUUAACCAGCGGUAAACCGCACGCUCCGAUAUAGUACAGUACAAUCUUAAUCACUGAUGAUGGACUGUAAGGUGGCCGUGAUAAAGAUCUAUGAGGUCUUUCGGUUCCACGAUGCGAUCAAUAAACAGGAGCAAAUCGUGAGGCUCGACACUAAAGCAGGCAGGGUUACGUGCCAAACCGCAGGCUGUUAAAACAGGAAAUGUCAGAGUUACAGUCUCGAGGCAAAGCAGUUGUACUCCAAAAACGCGUACAGUCUGAUGCAGUAAUCCAUGAUGCAGAGCGGAAAGAGUGGCCACUACACGGUGCGCCCUGCGGCUGCGCCCCAAACCGCGCACUACUGCGCCAAUUAUUCUGCUGUCAUCUGAGUUUAAACAAAGGCAAACAGGUUACUAGUUAUUGCUAAUGAUUCCCACAGUCCCACUUCUUAUUAUGUGUUUUAAUGUUUGUCAGCUUUUUUUUUUUUUUUUUUUUUUUAAAUAUUAAUUAAACAAGCAUGUGGAAAAAGUGCGUCUGAAGAAGAAUGUGAGGUUUGAAUGUACCAUGAAAACAAGUGGCACAAACUACUGUUUUGACAUUAUAUAGCUUGCAGUGGGUUAGUAUGCGGUUUGGAACACAGCUCUGAAAUACAGCUUCGGAAACACGCGUACAAAAGCGCAAGCGCAAGCGCGCGCACACACACGCACGCACGCACGCACAUACAGAGCCUCGCGCGCACGUAGAAGUUCACACUACACGCUAGCCCGGAGGAGAUCUCUGUAUGAAACUGAUGUAACGCAUCGUUAUGGAUUUAUACACACUGUGGAUGUUGGAUGAACUUUAACAGGUUUAUUUUUUUAUCCCCCGAUUCUUUUUUUUUUUUUUUUUAAACUGGAGAGAACUCCGAGUUUCUUCUCCACCCAGGUUGUGAACACGGAGGGUUUAGUGACCUUCUCUUGAAGCGUCUGUUUCUCGACGUCAGUCUGGGAGAAAAAAAAGGAACAGGAAAGUUUGAAAACAAGAGCGAAGAUCACGUCAGGAGGACUAACAACAUUGGUGUAAAGGAAACAACAUGUAUUGUAUAGGGAGGGAGGGUUGAAGUCUCUUCAUCCCUUCUACUCAGACUGUCCUCAUCCUUGAGCCUGGAGCUCCGUGGCCCAGCAAUGAGUGCCACUGCGAGCUUUCAGUCCCACACCACACCCGCCAUAAAGCAGCUGGCAUGGAGAGCAGAGCCGUCUACAUUAGCCUGGAGCUGCUGAUUGCUGCGCUGGCCGUGGCUGGAAACGUGCUGGUGUGCUGGGCUGUCAGCCUCAACAGCAAUCUCCAGAGCAUCACCAACUACUUCGUGGUGUCCCUGGCGUUGGCCGAUGUGGCCGUGGGCCUCCUCGCCAUCCCCUUCGCCAUAGUUAUCAGCAUAGGCUUUUGCAGCCACUUCCACGGCUGCCUGUUCAUUGCCUGCUUCGUCCUCGUGCUCACGCAGAGUUCCAUCUUCAGCUUGCUGGCCAUUGCAGUCGACCGCUACAUCGCCAUCAAGAUCCCGCUCAGAUACAACAGCCUGGUGACGAAUCAGAGAGCUAAAGGCAUCAUCUGUCUGUGCUGGAUCUUGUCUGUGAUCAUUGGUCUGACACCAAUGCUCGGCUGGCACAUGCCCAGCACCAACAUCACCAACAGCUCGUGUCCCCCCGGCAUGACUGAGUGUCUGUUCGAGAGUGUGGUCACAAUGGACUACAUGGUUUACUUCAACUUCUUCGUCUGUGUCCUCCUGCCACUGGCGGCCAUGUUGGUCAUCUACGCUCGGAUCUUCAUGGCGGCUCGUCGGCAGCUCAGGCAGAUGGAGCACAAGACAUCAUACAGCCAUAGUGAGGGAUCGUCCUCCUCCUCGUCGACUCGCUCGACGCUGCAGAGGGAGGUCCACGCCGCAAAGUCUCUCGCCAUCAUUGUCGGACUAUUCGCUAUCUGCUGGCUUCCUCUACAUAUCAUCAACUGCUUUACGUUGUUCUGUCCGAAAUGCCCACGCCCGUCGCACUGGAUCAUGUACCUCGCCAUUAUUCUCUCACACGCAAACUCGGUGGUGAACCCCUUCAUUUACGCUUACCGCAUCCGAGAUUUCAGAUUGACAUUUCGCAGGAUUAUUCAGCAGCAUUUCCUCAGGAGGCGCGAAAGGCUGUCCGGCAGCAACACUUCCACCAGGAUUAGCUUCAUUGAGUCAUCCUUUAUCAACAUGACUAAUGGGAAAGUGUCCAACCGCAGUCCUGGGAAAAAUAUUAAAAGCGUGAAGGAAGUUCAUUGCACAGAAAGGGACUGGAACUCAGCUCGAGACUGCAGCAUUCCUGCCCAACUUCCUGAUCAGAUUAGCAAUGAAAUUCCUUCAGAAAUCAUGCUGGUGAAGGACUGCUGUGUGAUCACCGAUGUCAAUCUGACCUCCAUAUCCACAAGGACAAAACACGUUGUGGAGCUCACAGAGGUCUCAUGAAGCAUGAC